Messenger RNA from Acanthaster planci (crown-of-thorns starfish), 1131 nucleotides. RefSeq lists its product as uncharacterized. The record is from RefSeq and is a predicted model, not a curated record. NCBI's taxonomy places the organism in Eukaryota, Metazoa, Echinodermata, Asteroidea, Valvatida, Acanthasteridae.
CUUCACCCCUACACAAUGCCGACGCGCUGGCCCGUGCAUAACAAGAACCGCAGUUGCGCAUUGAUCAAAGUUCAGCACAAAGGGACCACCAGCAAAUCCCCUCGUGCCUUGCAUUCUCUAGGCAUCGUCAAGAUGGCGAACAUUGACGCACUGCGGCCUUACUCACCUAGGAAAUCGUCUAUGACUUUUUGGUCCCGUCAUGAUCCCGUUAAACUUCCACAAGGUUACACAGACCACUGGGCCAAGAUGCAACUUAAGUGUACAACGUUUCAAGUUGCCAUGCCAUCGGGGAAAGUCAUCAGCCAUGGAGGUCUCCUUGCGCAAAGGGCGCCAAAGAACGAGCACGUGGCGACCUUUGAGUACACGAGAAACGGUACGCUAACCAGAGUCGGGGACCCGACCUUCACGCAGGUGGUCGUGUCGGGACUGAACGGAACCUUGCCUGGGAACUACGACAAAAAGCGCCAGAAACCCGGAAGUGCAAGGUCACUCCGGACAACAUACAACGACAAAGCAAAGGACGGAUUUAACUACUGGCAGAUUGAAAGGCCCAAGCCCACCAAAUUCGGUCGAUGUGGUAUCGGAGCGGCUAACACCAUCCUUGGACUUGGCAAUUCCAUCAGAACGUGAAAGGUGAAAGGAAAUGCGUUCUUCAACUUUUAUUAAGUUCACUUCACUUGAUGUCAAGACAAAUGCCUUCACCCAUUAUCGAUCGUGUGCAUAAUUAUGGAUUAGCAAAAGGGGUUUUUCAUCGAUACCAUGCUUGCGUAACUGUCUUUCUAAAUUAUUUGGUCAUGUCUUAUAUGUUUGUUUUUCUGUUUUGUUUUUUAGUAGCCACAAGGAUCGUGCUUGAUGUAAAUAGAUGCAAUGGGACCAGAAUUUUACACCUAGGGCCUAUGUACAUACUUUAUACAGUGUUUGGCUGUAGUUUGAGUUACAUUUGGAUUAACAUUAACUAAAGAGAUCAUUCAUUUGAAACAUAAAAUGCAAGCAAGGAGACACUUAAUUUACAUCUAUGCAAUUAAAAGAAGCUUGUUUAUAGCCUAUUAUGUUUGGACAAAGUUUGCAGUGUUUUGCAGCCUCGUCCGUUUCCCCCUCUUCUUCAUAAUAAACGCUGCUUGUUUCAAAGUA